Messenger RNA from Saimiri boliviensis boliviensis (Bolivian squirrel monkey), 4338 nucleotides. RefSeq names its product U2 snRNP associated SURP domain containing (gene U2SURP). Gene Ontology annotation, cellular component: nucleus. The record is from RefSeq and is a predicted model, not a curated record. Lineage: Eukaryota; Metazoa; Chordata; Mammalia; Primates; Cebidae. Gene Ontology annotation, biological process: RNA processing. Gene Ontology annotation, molecular function: RNA binding.
GGAGGGGCAAAGCUCAAGAUGGCGGACAAAACGCCAGGCGGCUCUCAGAAGGCCAGUUCAAAGACGAGAUCGUCAGAUGUUCAUUCAUCUGGAUCUUCAGAUGCACACAUGGAUGCAUCUGGACCCUCAGAUAGUGAUAUGCCAAGUCGGACACGACCUAAGAGCCCAAGAAAACAUAAUUAUAGGAAUGAAAGUGCCCGUGAAAGCCUUUGUGAUUCUCCUCACCAGAAUCUCUCAAGAGUGAGUAUAGAUAAGCCUCUUCUGGAAAACAAACUUAAAGCAUUCAGUAUUGGAAAAAUGAGUACAGCUAAGCGAACUUUAAGUAAAAAGGAACAGGAAGAAUUAAAGAAAAAGGAGGAUGAAAAGGCAGCUGCUGAGAUUUAUGAGGAAUUUCUUGCUGCUUUUGAAGGAAGUGAUGGUAAUAAAGUGAAAACAUUUGUGCGAGGGGGUGUCGUUAAUGCAGCUAAAGAAGAACAUGAAACAGAUGAAAAAAGAGGUAAAAUCUAUAAGCCAUCUUCAAGAUUUGCAGAUCAAAAAAAUCCUCCAAAUCAGUCUUCCAAUGAAAGACCACCAUCUCUUCUUGUGAUAGAAACCAAAAAACCUCCACUUAAAAAAGGAGAGAAAGAAAAGAAAAAAAGCAAUUUGGAACUCUUCAAAGAAGAAUUAAAGCAAAUUCAAGAAGAGCGUGAUGAGAGACAUAAAACAAAAGGCAGAUUAAGUCGAUUUGAACCUCCUCAAUCAGAUUCUGAUGGUCAGCGUCGUUCUAUGGACGCGCCUUCAAGGAGAAAUAGAUCAUCUGGUGUUCUUGAUGAUUACGCACCUGGCUCACAUGAUGUAGGAGAUCCAAGCACUACUAAUUUAUACCUUGGAAACAUUAAUCCACAGAUGAAUGAAGAAAUGCUGUGCCAAGAAUUUGGAAGAUUUGGACCAUUAGCCAGUGUGAAAAUUAUGUGGCCUAGAACUGAUGAAGAAAGAGCCAGAGAGAGAAAUUGUGGCUUUGUGGCCUUUAUGAAUAGAAGAGAUGCUGAAAGAGCUUUAAAAAAUUUGAAUGGAAAAAUGAUUAUGUCUUUUGAAAUGAAGUUAGGUUGGGGUAAAGCUGUACCUAUUCCUCCACAUCCAAUAUACAUUCCGCCUUCUAUGAUGGAACAUACGCUUCCCCCACCUCCAUCCGGACUGCCUUUUAAUGCGCAGCCUAGAGAGCGGUUAAAAAACCCUAAUGCUCCUAUGUUACCACCACCUAAAAACAAAGAGGAUUUUGAGAAGACUCUGUCGCAAGCCAUAGUCAAAGUGGUUAUCCCAACAGAAAGGAAUUUGCUCGCCCUGAUACAUCGAAUGAUAGAGUUUGUUGUACGUGAAGGGCCAAUGUUUGAAGCUAUGAUUAUGAACAGAGAAAUCAACAAUCCUAUGUUCAGGUUCUUAUUUGAAAACCAGACACCAGCCCAUGUUUACUAUAGGUGGAAGCUUUAUUCUAUUCUGCAGGGAGAUUCUCCAACUAAAUGGCGGACGGAAGAUUUUCGUAUGUUCAAAAAUGGAUCUUUUUGGAGGCCACCACCAUUAAAUCCAUAUUUGCAUGGAAUGUCAGAAGAGCAAGAAACAGAAGCUUUUGUAGAGGAACCUAGUAAAAAGGGAGCCCUUAAGGAAGAACAGAGGGAUAAAUUGGAAGAAAUCUUGCGGGGAUUAACUCCAAGGAAAAAUGAUAUUGGAGAUGCAAUGGUUUUCUGUCUUAAUAAUGCUGAAGCUGCUGAAGAAAUAGUGGAUUGCAUUACUGAGUCAUUGUCCAUCUUAAAGACACCCCUUCCUAAAAAGAUUGCCAGAUUAUAUUUGGUUUCUGAUGUUUUGUACAACUCUUCAGCCAAAGUUGCUAAUGCUUCAUAUUAUAGAAAAUUUUUUGAAACAAAGUUAUGUCAGAUAUUUUCAGACCUCAAUGCCACCUAUCGUACAAUUCAAGGUCAUUUACAAUCUGAAAACUUUAAGCAACGGGUAAUGACUUGCUUCAGAGCAUGGGAAGAUUGGGCAAUUUAUCCAGAACCAUUUUUGAUCAAACUACAAAAUAUUUUCUUAGGACUUGUAAAUAUUAUUGAAGAAAAGGAAACAGAGGAUGUACCAGAUGACCUUGAUGGUGCCCCCAUCGAGGAAGAGCUUGAUGGUGCACCUCUGGAAGAUGUAGAUGGAAUUCCUAUUGAUGCUACUCCCAUUGAUGAUCUUGAUGGAGUCCCUAUAAAAAGUCUUGAUGAUGAUCUUGAUGGAGUGCCUUUGGAUGCAACCGAAGACUCAAAGAAGAAUGAGCCUAUAUUUAAAGUUGCCCCAUCAAAAUGGGAAGCUGUGGAUGAAUCUGAAUUGGAAGCACAGGCCGUUACAACUUCUAAAUGGGAAUUAUUUGACCAGCAUGAAGAAUCAGAAGAAGAAGAAAAUCAAAAUCAAGAAGAAGAAAGUGAAGAUGAAGAAGAUACUCAAAGUUCCAAAUCUGAAGAACAUCAUUUGUACUCUAAUCCAAUAAAAGAAGAAAUGACUGAGUCCAAGUUCUCUAAGUACUCUGAAAUGAGUGAGGAGAAACGAGCCAAACUUCGUGAAAUUGAGCUCAAAGUUAUGAAGUUUCAGGAUGAACUGGAAUCUGGAAAAAGACCUAAAAAACCAGGCCAGAGUUUUCAGGAGCAAGUAGAACACUACAGGGAUAAACUUCUUCAACGAGAGAAAGAGAAAGAGUUAGAAAGAGAACGAGAAAGAGACAAGAAAGAUAAGGAAAAAUUAGAAUCUCGCUCCAAAGACAAGAAAGAAAAAGAUGAGUGUACUCCAACAAGGAAGGAAAGGAAGAGGCGACACAGUACAUCCCCCAGCCCAUCUCGCAGUAGCAGUGGUAGACGAGUGAAAUCCCCAUCACCAAAAUCGGAGCGAUCAGAGCGUUCAGAAAGAUCUCAUAAAGAGAGCUCACGGUCCAGGUCAUCUCACAAAGAUUCUCCUAGAGAUGUUAGCAAAAAAGCCAAAAGAUCACCAUCUGGUUCAAGGACACCUAAAAGGUCUAGGCGGUCACGAUCUAGAUCCCCUAAAAAAUCAGGGAAGAAGUCCAGAUCCCAGUCCAGAUCUCCACACAGGUCUCAUAAAAAGUCAAAGAAAAACAAACACUGACGUAAAUUUUUAAGAUGCUGUCACUUAUUGGAAAUGCCAUUUGUUUUGUGCCUGAAUGGUCUGUUUUUUAAAAAAACAAAAACAAAAAAUCAAAUGAAAGAGCAUUCCUGGGGUUUUUUGUUUGUUUGUUUGUGAAUGCAUGUGUAAACUCAUGAGUAACUGCAUCUGUAGAUCUGUCAUUGUUUUAUAUUGUGUAAAUUACUUUCAUUGUGGCUAUUUCUCAAGGUGAAAUUUUAUUGUGCUAAUGAAUUUCAUCAGAAAUGUGUAUAAUGGAUCUGCUGGCAGUAGUAAUAUUUUGUUUUAGGAUGUUGUGACUUAGCAAAAAUAAUACAGAUGUCUUCCCCCUUUUGUAGCUUUGACAAUUUGAAUUAGAUUUCAAAUAAAAUCUGAACAGAAAACUAUAAUGUUGUUUUUUUGCCCCACUGGUGAUACUAAGUCCCUUAAAGUCCUACUGGUUUCGCACUACUGUUGUAUUUCAUAAAUCUGAUGCACUUUAUAAGCUCCAGUGUUAAAGUAGCUUAAGUUUUAUAUUUACGAAGAUGACUAUCCAAAUUAAGGGACCUGAAACUCCUAUUUGAUGGUUUGCUAACCAUUUUCUUUGAUAAGUUUCUCUUGGGUAAUACUAAUACCCAGAUAUCAAAGACUAGGUAGAUAUGGCAUGGUGUUUUUUUCGUGGGGUGCCUGGAUAAAAGAUUUUUUCACAGAAGCAAUAUGUAUUCCAUACAUCCAACCCAUGUUGUGAGUAACUACUUACUUUUAGGGGAAAAUUAAAUAUCUUCUUCAUUUCCUCUUCUAUCAUGAAAGAAGUUUAUUUGUAAAAGAAAUUUUCUAACAAGGUUUGGCCAUAGAAUUCUCUUGUAUGAUAGUUUACUUUUUAUAAUAUUCUGUAGGCUGUCUUUCAAACACUGGCAUCAAAAUAUUUUUUUACAAGUUUCUGUUUAAACAGCUUAGUUGGUUUCCUCCCCACCCCCCAAGAGACUUGGGUUUCGUUAUAGUUUUAAGUAAAAUUUAAAAAUAAAAUGUUUUUCAGCAAACUUAGUAUCUAAUGGUUUGUAAAUUCAAGGUGCAAAAAAUUGAUUUAAACCAUUUGCAGAGUUGAACUCUAUUAUGAAAAUAAAUUUGCUACGGUAUAAGGAAGAAAUAAAACUUGUAUAAUGUUGGUGGUCGUAAUAUUGCUACAAUUAUAAUAAAGGGUUAUGUAGAAUUGAACUGACA